This is a messenger RNA of Rhipicephalus sanguineus (brown dog tick), 1059 nucleotides long. RefSeq names its product neuronal calcium sensor 2. NCBI's taxonomy places the organism in Eukaryota, Metazoa, Arthropoda, Arachnida, Ixodida, Ixodidae. The record is from RefSeq and is a predicted model, not a curated record. Bases 256 to 840 code for a protein of 194 amino acids. The transcript is spliced from 4 exons. Gene Ontology annotation, molecular function: calcium ion binding.
UUCUCCGACGCGUCGGUGCCAUUUGGUGACGUCGUUAUCUUGCGGCCGUUUGGGGUGUGUGUCAGUUGUGCGGCGAGCUCACGCCCAACUCUACUCAGACGUGUGUAGUGGCGCUGAAGGGGUUGAACCUCUCUUAAUAGUACUGUGGUGCGAGUGUGUUUGUGUCUUCAACGAUUCGGAUUCAACUCGACUGGCCGCAUGCCCCAAGCGUCGCUGCAUUUUACGAUUCGCAAGACCUCUCAUGAGUGACUCAGCAUGGGCUGCUCAAAUACAAAGGCUGUGGAGUUGACCAACGAAGACCUUGAGUUCCUCAAGAAGCACACAGACUAUGACGAUGCCACGAUACGAGACUGGUACGCGGGAUUCAAGCAAGACUGUCCAACGGGCAAGCUCUCUCGCGCCAAGUUCCUGGAGAUCUACCGCAUGUUCUUCACGACGGGCAACCCCGAGAAGUUCUGCGACCACGUGUUCCGCACGUUCGAUGCGGACAACAACGGCCACAUCGACUUCAAGGAGUUCCUGCUCGCCAUCGGCGUGACGGGCAGCCAGAGUUCAGAGGAGAGGCUCAAGUGGGCCUUCCGCAUGUACGACAUCAAUGGCGACGGCAAGAUAGACCAGGCAGAGAUGGUCAAGAUAGUCCAGGCCCUGUAUGAAAUGCUGGGGCCCGGUGCCGCCGCCUCCGAUGAGGACACUCCGGAAGAGCGUACGGGAGCUGUCUUUUCGAGGAUGGACACCGACGGUGACGGCAAGCUGACCAUGAAAGAGUUCCUCGACGGCUGCCUGCAGGAUCGGAAGCUCGCGAGCCUCCUCACCGCAAACACAACCUUGCAGCUCAGAUAGCCCCAACUUUCACUGCCUGCUUAUGCUUUACACCACGUCUCUCUCUUCUUUUAUCUUCUCCAAAAUCUUUCCCUUAGAACAGCAUUCUGCUCUACUUCUGUUGUAACUUAACAAGCCUUUCUCUUUUGUUGUUGGUUGUGUCGUCUUUUUUUUUUCUUUGUAUACAAGCUUUGUGUUACUUUCGUCACAUCUUGAAUAAAAUGUCCCUACAUUUCUUGA